Messenger RNA from Sphaeroforma arctica JP610, 757 nucleotides. RefSeq lists its product as hypothetical. The transcript is spliced from 8 exons. Gene Ontology annotation, cellular component: plasma membrane; cytoplasmic vesicle. Lineage: Eukaryota; Ichthyosporea; Ichthyophonida. Bases 17 to 757 code for a protein of 246 amino acids. Gene Ontology annotation, biological process: endosomal transport; endocytosis; plasma membrane tubulation. Gene Ontology annotation, molecular function: phosphatidylinositol binding; protein binding. The record is from RefSeq and is a predicted model, not a curated record.
CGAUAACGACUUAAGCAUGGCGGAUUCUCAGGGCGCAGAGCUACAUGCUGCCAGUGACAAAACGAGUCAAAUAUAUGCCAAACUCCCUUCUACACAAGCGAUUGGCAAAUUAGAUCGCGUAGCUGCUGCUGGAUGUAGUUAUGUUGGGCUCAAAGCCACGGUAAGGUAUGAUUUCGUCGCCGAGGGGCCAGAAGAGCUGGAUCUUACAAAGGGACAGAUUGUUAAGAUUCUGGAUAUGGGGGCCGAUGACGGCUGGUGGGAAGGCGAAUGCGAAGGGGACGUUGGCAUCUUUCCUGAAUCAUACGUUGAGAUCAUCGAAGACUACAAACCAGAGCCCGCAAUUGAACACACGUCCCAUCUGGAUCCUCAGGAUACGGCAGGCAGCAUGGGCGAUGGAAGUUCGCAAACACAACUCGUUACAAAGCCGUCGGUAGGCAUUGCCCCAGUGAUGCCGGCUAGGCGUGAGAAUUUCGGGGCUGCCGAUUCGUUACGGAAAAGUUACAAUCCAGUGAACCGGAUGUCAUCUUUCGUCAAGAUGGGCGCAGAGGAAUAUAUUCUUGGGAACAGCAGAGUCAUCGCCGAUGUGAAGGACGAUAUGUCUAUCAAGGCGGGUCCGUCAUGGCACGAUAGGAAGCCGUUCAUAGUGGAGAUUGGGGCACCGCGAUCUGAGAAGAAGUACCACGGCAUGAAGUCGUAUAUCAGCUACACGCUCACUCCUAGUAUCCUUGGAGUUGCUACUAACCUCAGUGUGUCCUAA